AGAAAAUGGAACAGCACUGGCUUGGCGGGUUCUGCCUGGUAAGCGGCAAGCCUGCCCGCGAUAGGGGAGAGAGAGACCCGGAAGGAUUCGAACCCCUGCAUGGUCCCAUUGCGAAUGAGGGUCUGUAAAUGCUAACUAAGUGCCUACAUGUACCCGGGCCAUACUGUACAGCCAAGAGAGGACAUAGGGCGAAGUUGCUGCGAUGCAUCAGGUAGCUAGGAGGAUUCUCUCUCAUAAACCGGCCCAGGGUACCCCCCCCGUACGCCCAUGUGGAUUUCUCGAAGAGAGAUCCUCGAUUCAAACUCCUCCUACAGUGAUACCUGGCGUGCAAAUUUGGUCCGAGGCAGCUACCAAACCGAAAAAUCAUGCUCGUCUUCAGGAUAACACCGAGUCAAACUCUUUCGAACUGACCAAUUCGUGUCCACUUCUAACGGCAUUGGCCGUUCGAAACGAGGAAUAGAAGACAUAGAAAAAGAUAAUAAUUACUAAUUUUAAAAAAAAAAAAAAAAAAGACGGCAGCAUGUCGCAAGCACCGGAACACGUGCCGUACAGCACGCUCGAGGUCGAUCAUGGAGACCCUGAGGCUUCGCAAAAGGAGGCGGUAUUACAGUAUCCCGACCACAGCUACCCGCAAGCAGUCCCGUUUGAGCAGUCUGGAGCCGGAGUUGGCCAUUCAUAUUACAGUCCCGAGACCGCGAAAGAAGUCGUAAACCCACGAUACCCCGGCAAUGCCCUGCUUCCCGGGCCGUACAAGGAGGAGAAGUACGCGGGCAGCGGCACAGCCUUGGCCGCGGCAUAUCCGAAUAGUACAGGCCCCAAUAGUACUGCGGGUUACACAGUAUCGUCGUAUUCGAAUGGCGCGUAUCCCGCGGGCGCCGCCAGUCCGAUACAAUCGACCGGUUAUGACCCCAGUCCGAUGAGUAUACUGACGGAGAACGACGUCGCCCGAAAUGCUCCAGCAGAAAAGGAAGUGCAGCCAGAUAAGCCAGCGGUGACGAUAUGUGGGCUUUCAAGAAAGAAAUUCUUCAUAAUAUUAGGGGUUGCGCUCGUGGUGAUCGCGCUCGCAGCAGGAUUGGCCGGAGGGUUGACGAGCAGGACUCACAGCGGAUCAGGGUCAGACUCAUCGGCGGCGUCGUCAGGGGGAAGCUCGAGUUCUGGCGAUAGCGGAGGGUCGUCGUCGAACUCGACGAGCGACGGAAACCUGAUCCUGUCGAAUUCGAAGAUAACGGCGUCGAACUGGACGGACCCCAGCGGCGUCGUGCACCGCACCGUCUUCUUCCAGGACAAGUACAACUCCAUCAUCGCCCGACGGUGGGACGCCAAGGGCAACGCAUGGAAGACGAAUAACCUGACGGAGCUGAUGCUCGCGACCACGACGCCCCUCAGGCCGCAACCCGGCACUCCCCUCGCGAGCGCGUCGAUGGAGCUCGACCCCACGUUUGAGACGCAUGUUUGGUUCACGGAUCCGAAUAAUAUGAUAAGAUCGAUGGCCUCUACGGACGCGCUCAACAAGCCGGAUUCGUGGGAUAAUGACACCCUAGAUGCAGCCCAACUACAGACGUGGCCGGGAGGACAAUUGGCCGCGAUGUGGCAGCGCUGUUGGGUUGGCAGCUGUAGUGGUACCUGGGUCGUAGCCUAUCAACGACCCGAAGGUGCGAUAAAGACCGCGAAUAGUAGCACUUGGGCGACAGCAACCGUAGCUGUCGAGUCCAAAGACGUCGCUGCCAAUUCCAGCUUGGCUAUUCUCCCCAAGUUACGGGAGUCAUACCUCGACCGCCUGGAGCUUGUAUAUGAAGGACUGGAGUCAGGAAACGGAAUUAUGAGGUUGACUGAGUAUAAUGAUACGUGGAACGGUUCUGAUGAUAGAGUAACCGAACUCCAAGCCAAUAUACCACACCCCACGCCCUCUCAGCAGUUCGCAGCUACGAGGUGGGAUAGCUGGAACCAGGCGCUUUACAUUGGCCUGCUUGGAGACGGUAGCAUCAAGGGAAACCAUUGGAACGGUAAUACCAUGAGCGCCAUCUCAACCUUCAACUUCAACUCGGGCCCUAGUGACAACUUCACGGCCAUCGCGAUGUCUCCGGAUGCCAUGUUUUAUGGCAUCACAUCAGACGGCGAUAUUUUGGAGUACUCGUUAGACACCACAGACCCAUCUACCUUUAACUACGUCAGCACAGUAUUUCCAUGAUCUUUACCUACCGACACCUACACUCGAAGAAACAUGGGUAUAUAUCCAUAAGUAUAUACUACGUACCUAACCUAGGCAUAUUUGCAUUAUCUUUUAUCCCCCCGAAAAGCUUGGUUUAGGAGAUUAGGUUUUUGGGAGGACUGCGAAGGAGUUAAAGGGAGGGGGCAUUUCUCUGCGUACAUAUAUAUACCUCCUACAUACAGAUCAGCAAUUAUUUCUCUUCUUUUCUUUAUAUAGGACGAUACCAUGUCAAUCCCAACAUCAGGGGAGGCUACUUUUCGAACCUACGAAGCGAAUACCAAAGGCGGUUCUCGUUUUUUUCUACUUUACCAUUUUGCAUUACUGUAAUUAUAUAGCAUGAUUGAUACUGUAUGCUAGGUUAGGUACCUAUGCUACGUAGGAUGAUAUAGACUUAUACCUACCCAAACAAUAUAGGAAUGUAGCCAACGGUCUUGGGCGCGUUCAUGUUGAGUUAUCCCGGACUUGAAGUUAUUCUUAUUAGCCACCCCCUUUUUUCAGUGUUGUUUAAGGACCCAAGAUCUCAGCCUAGACUGGUAGAGAUGCUUCUCGGUUGCAAUUAAAUAGAUUUGAGACAAUUGCAUUCUAAGCUCGAUCCCGUGCCGAUUUUCAUGCGCG
This is a messenger RNA of Hypoxylon fragiforme, 2824 nucleotides long. RefSeq lists its product as uncharacterized. The transcript is spliced from 4 exons. The coding region runs from base 521 to 2188 and encodes 555 amino acids. Lineage: Eukaryota; Fungi; Ascomycota; Sordariomycetes; Xylariales; Hypoxylaceae. The record is from RefSeq and is a predicted model, not a curated record.